Molecule: messenger RNA, 6360 nt
Organism: Protopterus annectens (West African lungfish)
Lineage: Eukaryota; Metazoa; Chordata; Ceratodontiformes; Protopteridae
Product: CD109 antigen-like
Exons: 35
Coding region: 1-6360 (2119 amino acids)
Cellular component (GO): extracellular region
Molecular function (GO): endopeptidase inhibitor activity
Source: RefSeq, a predicted model, not a curated record
AUGUCUGGAACUGGAGACCCACUUAAUGUUACAUCUUGGUUGAAUGAGCAACUCCCAGUUUUUGAGAAUAGGAACGGGUUUGCGUCCAGUGACACAGGGACACUAGAAGCUCCUUUAGUGGACAUUUUGAAGACCUUGGACCACAAAUCUUUAAAGGUAAAGAAGCUUCAGUUAGAGAUUUCCUAUUUCAAUGAAUGUAAAAAAGUGGGGGUUGUGCCAAAGGGCUUGCGAUCUUGGCAGUACCCCACUGGACUGAUAGCUGGUUCAGAGUUCCACAGUGAGCUGAUCAGUUUGUUUGAUAGACAUGGACAUGAGUUAAUGGAUUUAAUGGCGAAAUUUUAUCAGAAAUUUAUAGACCAGUUGAGUGGUGAAAUUGAAAUUUUGGACACUAAUAUCAAGUCACAUGUAGAUUUCAACAGUGUUCAGGUAUCAGCAAUGCAGCUAAAGUGCAAAAUCUACUUUUCAGCUUUCUGUUUCUUAUCAGCUGAGCUGUUAAGAACUCAGAACCACAAAGAACCAAACCAGGUUUCACCACAAAAUGAAGUCUUUGAAUAUAAACUGGAAAUUAAAGGGUUUUCUGGUAAAAAGCUUCUAUUUACUCGAAAUGCUCCCUUAAGAUUUGUUCUAAAUAAAAUAUCGGUAUUCAUACAGACUGAUAAAUCUGUGUACAAGGGUGGCCAUACUGUCAAGUUUCGAAUUCUCUCUCUGUUUCCUGACCUGAGACCUUGUCCAGACAAACACAGCAUUUCCGUUUCUGAGGUACGAGGCUGUUUAAGGUAUUCAGGAAAGUUGUAUUGGAUUCAAUUACACAUUGAAAAGAGUGGGGUUCAGGGAGAGGAGAUAGUAAAUGCUAUCACAGUGUCCACUACUUUAGAUAGAACUGAUGAACUUGAAAUAGUGGCUGCAGACCAUAAAAUGGCUUCCAAAGAUAUUAUUCAUACACAGAAUAACUUUUUUAUUUAUAACUACACAGAUGUAGAGGUUAAUCAGGAAUAUUUUAACCUUUUCAUAAAAGGUUUUACCUUCGUACCAUUAAAGAGACCUGGUAUCGAAGAUAUUCUUUUAGAUAUAAAACCAUUUAAUAGGAAACUGAAUUUACGUCACAUUUUUAAGGAGAGCGUGAAUAAAAGUAAUGUAGACGCUCUCAAAAAGUUUAGUACCUACAACCCCCCUUUACAAAGUGACAUACUAAAUUUUGAAAGAUGUGUCACAGGGUUAAUUAGAGAAGGAUACAAAAAACAAAAAAUCCUUGAACAAAACCUUACUAAAGAAGAAAAUGUAUUGUUAUACGAGUUAAGCAACAAUGACAAUUUGCGUAUUAUGAAACCCGACAAGGGAGGGGGGGUUGUCUUAAUGGACACAUGGGAUUAUACAAAAAGAAUGUUUGACAUACUAGAUAAAGACAAUAGGUAUAUGAGGGUAUCUAGGAAUGAGGUAAAUAUUUCCUAUAGAAAAACAGACCUUUUUCUUGAGGAUAAUUUGCUUCAAGAUUUAAUUGAUGUGAACCUAUAUAACUUUUUGAAGGUCAUGAAACCUGUGAUACCAGUGAUUUCUGGAAUACCAAAGAUACAUAAAGAUGUGGAGAACCCCCCUUUAAGACCAAUUGUAUCUUCACAGGGUUCGAAAACGCAACCUUUGGCUAUUUAUAUAGAUUCCAAAUUAAAAGCAUUUUAUAAAAAUUAUUCUCAUAUUUUAAUAGACUCUUGGGAUUUUCUCACCAAAAUAGGGUCCAAUAUAUAUAAAGAUGAUACAAUUUUUCUUACCGUGGACAUUAUAGAUUUAUUUUCAGUAAUUCCACAUAAUAUUGGCCUAGAUUGGUUUGAAAAAAUGAUAGUUGAAAUGAAGAUUUUAACACAAGAUGAUUUCAAAGUGGUUUUAGAGAAUAUGGAAUUGGUGUUGAAGUACAACUAUAUUUAUUUUCAAGGGGAAUUGUACCAUCAAAUAGACAGCGUUGCUAUGGGCUCCGCCUGUGCACACAUUUAUGCCAAUAUUAUUAUGCUGUACUGGGAAAGACAAUAUAUUUUUAAUUCUAUGUUCUAUCAAUACAUUACUGACUAUUAUAGAUUUUUGGACGAUAUUUUUAUCUUGUGGGAUGGACCAGAACAGGAGAUUAUUAAUUUUAUGAAUUAUAUUAAUAAUACUACAGAAUUUUUAAAGUUUACAUCAGAACAGGAUGCAGAAGAAAUUCACUAUCUUGAUGUAAAACUUAAAAAAGAUCAUGUUAAUAGAAAAUACAAGUCCAGGAUUUACAGAAAAGAUUGUCAUUCUAAUUCGUAUUUACACUUUUUAAGUGACCACCCAUGCCAUUCCAAAAAGAACAUAGUUAAAGGGCAAAUGAUUAGGGCAGCAAGGAUGACAUCAGACAGAGGUGAUCUUAAUGAAGAAAUGGAGAUCAUUCAUAAAAUGUUCAAAGAAAGGGGGUAUCCAGAUAAUAUUAUCUUACCCGUUAAAAAAUUUGUAUAUGAAAAAUGGGGGACUACCUAUAAACCCUUACUUACCAACGGUGGAAAUAUAAACAUGGAAAAAAGGAACGAUUAUAACAAUGUUAAAGAUGACCAGCUACCCUAUUUAGACAGCUAUGGAAAUGUGAUUAAGCAGUGGAAUGAUGUGUCACCUACACUGGGAGUCAUAUCGAAAGAGUUUCAGUUAUCUGAGAGCCCAUUGCUUGGUAUAUGGAUUAUAUCCACUAUGACAAAUGAUGGCUAUGGUGAGAAGAUAUUUUAUGUUGAUGAAUAUGUUAAAAUGAUUAAAGAAAUGUGGCACUUGACAUUUAUUUUAUUUUUACUAGUUCUGCCAAAAUUUGAAGUCCUUAUUGAAACCUCUCCAGUCUAUCUCCUGGCUAUAAAUGAAAGUAUACAUGGAACUAUUACUGCAAGAUACACCUAUGGAAAGAUGGUGACAGGGAAUGCAACAAUCACACUAUCACUUUUGCUUCCAAGUUAUAUGAUGGUAGAGCAAAACAAGAACAUUACUAAAUCUUUUGAGAUUACAGGAUCUAGAAACUUCAGUUUUAGCUUUCAAGAAAUGCGUCCACUAAUUCAAUCGAUUUCAUUGAACUCCAUUGGUGAACUGUUUUCCAUUUCCGCCACUGCUACAGAAUUACUAACAGGAAUUUCUGAAUCUGUGAAUAUAUCCAUCACAGUGACAACCGAGGAAUACAACCUGCAAUUUGUCGAUUAUCCUACAGUAUUUUACCCCUCUCUGAACUAUACAAUAUGUCUAAAAGUAAUGCGAUAUGACAACAAACCCCUAUCAGAAAACGAAACCCAGAAUCAAGUGACUGUUACAGUUACAAAGGCAAACACACUGUUUUACCAUGAUAUGAAUAAAAGAAAACUGGAUUUUCGAGGAGUAUCUUCAUCAGCGAUAGAUAUUGAGCCAUUUCCAUCUGCAGAUGAAACGCCAAACAAAAUCAACUAUACCAUUCCAGAAAAUGGGAUGAUUCACAUUGAAAUUCCUGUUCAAAAUGAAACAUCAUUUAUUACAAUUGAGGCUAACUUCAAGAACUAUGUUGCCACUCAUUUUGUUACUAAAUUAUACAAAUCUUACAGUAAUGCAGCUAUCAGGAUUCGAGCACCCUCCUCUGUACCAGUGGUUGGCUCCACAUUUGAACUUAAACUAGAAAGCAAUGAACCAUUAAAAGAAGCUUACUAUUUGGUUGUAUCAAGAAAGCAGACAGUGGAUGCAGGCAAGGUAACAUCUGCCAGACUUAGACUGACACCUACUAAUGCCUGGGCUCCUUCUGCAUCUAUAAUUGUCUUCUAUAUUCACAGCAGUGGUGACAUUAUACAUGAUGUUCUUAGAAUUUCUCUUAAAGAAGCUUUUCAGAAUAAGGUCACAUUGACAUGGAAUAGAAAACAAGCUGCUCCAUCAGAAAAUGUCUCUUUAGAUAUCAGUAUAACCGAACCAAUGUCAUUAGUAGGACUUCUAGUUGUUGAUAAAAGCAGCAAAUUACUAGCCAACAUCAAUGACAUCACAGCCGACAUGGUACUGAAUACUUUGACUGAAUAUAGUCGAUAUUAUUUUGAUGAGAAUGAGUUAAAUCGAUUAUCCAUGGAUGGAAAUUCCUCUGGAAUCACACACUAUUUCUUUGAGGGUAGAAAUGAGGGCAAUGUCAAAGAAGGAUACCCAGACAGUUCCAUAUUUGAGGAGUGCAUUCACACAAAUUUCUACUACAAUGAAUAUGGCUUUGAAAACAUUAAGGAAGGCCUUAUGACUAGUCAAAAGUCACAUAUUAGAAGCUAUUUUCCAGAAACUUGGCUUUGGAUUGAUGAAUUCACUGGGAAUAAAACACAGAAAGUACUGGAUGUUACACUACCUGACUGCAUUACAACAUGGAUGGCAAGUGCAUUUGUUAUAUCUCAGAAUCUAGGACUUGGAUUUAGCACGAAUGCUGUCCAGCUUGAAGCAUUUCAGUCAUUUUUUAUAUUCUUAAACCUUCCAAAUUCUGUUAUCCGAGGAGAGCAGUUCAUCCUUGAAGUAACAAUUUUCAACUAUAAAGAAGACUCCCUUGAGGUUACAGUGACACUGCAGAAAAAUGAGUCAUUUGAUAUUUUAUCAAGCAGCAACACCACCAUUUCAAACCAGUAUGUGGUAACUAUACCAAGCCAGGAUGGAAAAACAGUUCUUUUCCCUAUAAAACCAAAUCUGCUGGGAGAGCUUUCUAUCACAGUAAAAGCAACGUCCCCUGUUGCUUCUGAUGCUAUUACUCAAUCGGUGCUUGUUAAGGCAGAAGGAAUUGCGCAGUCAUAUUCACAAACUUUGCUACUAAGCCUUACAACCAACUAUGGAUCAAAUUCAACAUCUAACACUUUAAAUUUUACGUUCCCUCCUGAUGUAGUGAAUGGCAGUCAAAGAGCUUAUGUCACUGUUGUUGGUAACAUACUGGGACCAUCUAUAACUGGCCUUGAUUCUCUUAUCCAACUGCCUAGUGGAUGUGGAGAACAGAACAUGAUUAACUUUGCUCCAGGAGUUUAUAUUUUAAAGUACUUAAAAGUUACAAAACAGCUGAAAGCAGAUAUCCAAGAAAAGGCUUUAAACUACAUGCAAGAAGGUUACCAAACAGAAUUAAUGUACAAGCGACAAGACGGGUCUUUCAGUGCUUUUGGAAACAGUGAUCCAUCUGGAAGCACUUGGUUAACAGCUUUUGUAUUAAGAUGUUUUCUUCAGGCCCGUGAUUGCAUGGAUAUUGAUAAAACUGUAUUGUCACUUGCUGUACAGUGGCUUAUGACCAAACAGAAUCCCAGUGGAGAAUUCUGGGAACCAGGCCAAGUCAUACAUUCUGAGCUACAAGGUGGACAUAAUGGACCAAUAACUCUUACAGCCUAUGUACUGAUUGCUGUUUUAGAGGACAAUGAGUUUCAGAAAACCUAUGAAAAUGCAAUAUCUAGAGCUGUGACCUUUCUUGAACAGAAAGUUUCCUCGGGAAUAAAAGACAACUAUGCCCUCUCGAUUGCAACAUACGCGCUGUCCUUAGCUAACAGCAGAAGUGCAGGUAUUGCACUCGACCAGUUGAAUGGAAGAGCAAUAAAACGUGGAGGAAUGCAGUUUUGGAAUACUCCCAGCAGUGGUUUAUCCAGUGGAUGGCAACCACGGUCCACAGAUAUAGAACUAGCAGCAUAUGUAUUGCUCUCCCAUUUUACAUUAAAGAAGUUUGCUGAGGGAAUACCCAUCAUGAAAUGGCUCAGUCAGCAGAGGAAUCACCUUGGGGGCUACUCAUCCACACAGGAUACCAUUGUGGCAUUACAAGCUCUGUCACAGUUUGCUACCUUGUCCAACACAAACACGACUUCCAUGACAGUUAUGGUGACAGAACCAGGCAUGACUGCUCCACUCACCUUUGAAAUUAAUGCACAGAAUGUUCUAGAACAUCAAAGUCAAAUGCUUCCAGUUCAACAGCCUAUGAUGGUUAAAAUUGAAGCUUCUGGAAAUGGUACUGCAUUUUGUCAGCUUAAUAUUUUCUACAGUUUGAAAACUGCUGCUUCAGGAAGGCAGAGAAGAGACACUCAAAGUACUGAAGCCUUUGACCUUGAAAUCACUGUUAUCGAUGACAAGGAUAAUAUAGAUCAUCUGACUUUGUCCAUAUGCACCAGUUUCACCUUUGAGGGAAGGACUGGAAUGGCUCUAUUGGAUGUGACUUUACCAAGUGGAUUUACUUUAGUCCAGAAUGGAGUAUCAAGAAAUGUUCUUAUUAAAAAUGUGGAAACAAACGAAAGUAAAGUUCACAUUUACCUGGAUUCAAUAAAUGAAACUCAAGUUUGUAUUGAUAUUCCAGCUAAACGGAAUUCUAAAGUUGCAAAUACCCAAGAUGGCUAUGUUGUUGUAUAUGACUAUUAUGAACCAAUCUGUGUAGAUCAAUGA